AUGGAACUUUGGGACAUUCUAUCAUCAAAGACCAUUCUCAGCGCAGCCGGGCUGCUCCUUCUCUAUGGCAUUUACCGAUUGCUCAAGGUCGGGAAACGCGACCCACGACUACCACCAGGGCCGCCGACCGUGCCGAUUCUUGGGAAUAUGCUGGAUGUUCCCUCCACGGGCCUAGGCAAAAAAUUCAUGGAAUGGUCACACCAAUACGGCAAGAUAUAUUCCCUCAAAGUGGGAUCAGGAACGAUCAUUGUUAUAUGCGAUCGCAAAGCUGUUCACGAAUUGAUCGAUAAAAAAGGCAGCAUCUACUCCGAUAGACCGCCUAACAUCGUCCCGCUCUUCAUCACUCGCGGCAAUUAUAUGACUAUGGAAUGCCAGAGUCCUGCAUGGCGUGAAAAGCGGACAGUUGUGACUAGAAACCUCAAUCCAAAAUUACUUGAUGAGAAACAUUUCAGUGUCCAGGAGGCCGAAGCUGUCCUUUUAAUGAAUCGCUUAGCGACUGAACCGAAGAAAUUCUUCCCCUACGCCAGACUAUACGCGUCCUCAGUUGCCGCUGUACUGGCUUGGGAAUUCCGUGCCAAGAGCCUCGACUCUUUCUGGUUCAAGGAUGUCUCUGAAAUGAUCGAAGAGUGGCUCGAGGCAAUCGAACCCGGUGCCAACCCGCCAGUGGAUCCAAUUCCUGCUUUGUGGCAUUUGCCCGGCAAAUGGAAGAAGCGUGCCUACCGCAUGCGUGAGAAGAUGGACACGAUCUGGGGCAAAGGGCGCCAGUUGGUCGAAGAGCGCCGUGCCCGCGGCGACAAGCGUGAAUGCAUGAUCGAUAUGAAGCUGGAUGAGUACAACAAGGGCGGUUGGCCAAUGAGUCAGCAGGGGCUCAACAACCUCUUUGGUGAAUUGAUGGAGGCUGGCGCUGAUACCACUGCGAACCAGAUCCUCACUUUGAUCCUGGCUUUGGCUAAGAACCCCAAGUUUCAGGAAAGGGCUCGUGAGGAGAUCUAUGCCGUGUGUGGGACUGAGCGAGCGCCGCUGUUCUCUGACUUCGAGAAGCUGCCUUCUAUCAACGCCAUUGUGAAGGAGGGUCUCCGGUGGCGACCUACGUGA
Messenger RNA from Penicillium longicatenatum, 1095 nucleotides. Its product is annotated as cytochrome P450 oxidoreductase. Bases 1 to 1095 code for a protein of 364 amino acids. NCBI's taxonomy places the organism in Eukaryota, Fungi, Ascomycota, Eurotiomycetes, Eurotiales, Aspergillaceae. The transcript has 5 exons. Gene Ontology annotation, molecular function: heme binding; iron ion binding; monooxygenase activity. The record is from RefSeq and is a predicted model, not a curated record.